UGCAGAAUUUCCCCCAUCGAAACCCCCAGCUUUCCCCACUCCCCUCGCCGCCGGCCGCCGCCACCAUGCUCCGCCUCCAAAAACAUCUCCUUCCCCUCCACCGAUCCACCUCCCCCACACACCUAUGCCUCCAGCGCGCCUCCUCCUCCCCGAGCCACUUCGCCGCGGAGGACUACCUCGUCACCACCUGCGGCCUCACCCGUGAGGAAGCCGCAAAGGCCGCCAAAUGCUUCUCCCACUGGAAAUCCCUCGCCAACGCCGACGCCGUGCUCGCCUUCCUCACCAGCCCGGCGCUCGGCCUCUCCAAGGCUGACAUCGCGUUCCUCGUGACCAAAGACCCGCGCAUCCUCAACAGCAGCGUUGCCAACAACCUGCGGGCCCGCUUGGACGGCUUCCGCAGCCACGGCUUCUCCACCGCGCAGAUCCGCAGCUUCGUCCGUGCGUGCCCCUGCUUCUUCCGCACCUUCAACAUCGACGAGAAGCUCGGCUUCUGGAUGUCUUUCUUGGGCUCGCCCGACAAGUUUCUCCGCAUCAUCAGGCGUAGCUACUACCUCGUCUCCUCCGACCUCGACAAGGUGGUCAAGACCAACAUCCGGCUGCUUCAAGAGCGCGGGUUAUCUGUUCAGGACAUUGACAAUAUGUGCGUGACCAACCCGAGGCUGCUCACCUCCAACCCGGACGUCACCAGGGCCGUCCUCGUGCGCGCCGAUGAGCUCGGCGUGCCGCGGAACUCGCUUAUGUUCAGGCAGGCGGUGAACACCGUGGCAGGCCUCGGCCCGGAGACGAUGGCCUCUAAGCUCAAGAUGAUGCGCAAGACGCUCGGGUGCUCCGAUGCUGAGGUUGCCAGAAUGGUGCAAAUGAACCCGCUGGUGCUGAAGACCUCCAGGGAGAAGGUUCAGCGUGUGUACGAGUUCUUAACCAAGGUGGUUGGAGUUGAUGCCAAGUACAUCCAGGGCAGGCCCGCGAUCCUGAUGUACAGCCUGGAGCGCCGACUGGCACCCCGGAAUUACGUGAUGAAGGUGCUCCAGGAGAAAGGAUUGAUCCGGAAAGAUUUGAGCUUCUACACGAUGGUUACAGCUGUUGAGAAGGUGUUCUACUCCAGGUAUAUACAUCCAUAUAAGGAUGUUCUUCCUGGCCUUGCCAAUGCAUAUGCAUCGGCUUGCAAAGGGAGAAUACCCACCUGAUGCUUGCUAUGAAGGAUUAUGUUCGUUUGUUCCAAUGCUUUGAAUCUUCGCUAACAAACUGUCUAUACAGGCAGCAAUUUGUGUUUAAUUCUUAGCACAUUCAGAUACCCUGAUGUGCACUCUGCAACUCUGUACUCGGCCACUAGCAUCAGAAGUGCUGAAACUGUUAACCUUACAAACGUAUGAUGAGCCAAGCAUUAUGCUUUUUUUUUGGGGUCUACCUAGGUUCUGAUUCUGAAAUGAAUUUUAUCAUGUUUGAACACAUGCAGGGGUUUGCAGGGGACAAACAUAAUGUCUUUGUGAUUUGUGUAGGGUGUGUUUUCUUAAUAGUUUUUCUUUUCAUGUCUGUUAUGACCUGUCAAUUUUUAAACAUGGGAUGUAAAUUGAGUUUUAGGAUUUUGGGGACAAAUAUGGCUCCUUGAGUUUUCAUUUCAACUUGUUUAUUCAAUUGCAAGUUCCAGUUUUUGACAAAAUAUUCAUGCCCACCUUUCUGCUUCACUCAGACCAUUGGUAUCCAGAAUGAUGUUGGUUCAGAAAUUAAUCUCACUUUCUUCCAUGAUCGUGUUUUUAUGGUCAUGUGCUUAGCCUUGCCUUCUCUGAACUAUAAAUCUUUGAGCAUUUUUUUCAGCUAGGUGAACAUUCAGUAUCAGUUAUAGGAUUAAGAAUACGGAUGCAAUCACUGCUUCAGGUGGUGCCUUUCCUGAACUAUAGAGUCCAUGGGCAUUUUCUCAGCUAGGUGAACAUGCUGUAUCGGUUAUAUGUUAAGAAUAUAUAUAUAUAUAUAAUCACUGCUUCAGAUGGUGCCUUUCCUGAACUAUGGAGUCCAUGGGCAUUUUCUCAGCUAGUUGAUUUCCAUGAGUGGAGAAAAGUGGAGAUUCCAAAGUUCCUUCAGACAACCGCCCUACCAAUUCUAGCUUCUCAAGAGGGUUUUUCAUAGUCAAAUCUCCAAGCAAUAGGAGCUCAGCUUCAUUGAUGGCUCUUAUGUGUAAUUUGAUAAGCUGGUGCAUCUUUGAUAAAGAGUAGCACAGUUGUGCAUAGGAAAACCUUUCAUUUUAUUUUUAGUGAAUGCAUAAUAUUCUUGGGAGUUGCCACUUCUCUAUGGGAAAUGUUUUAGCACAGGUGGUGAUUGAGCAAUGGUGGUCAAUGACUGUA
Messenger RNA from Panicum hallii, 2336 nucleotides. RefSeq lists its product as uncharacterized. NCBI's taxonomy places the organism in Eukaryota, Viridiplantae, Streptophyta, Magnoliopsida, Poales, Poaceae. Gene Ontology annotation, molecular function: double-stranded DNA binding. Gene Ontology annotation, cellular component: chloroplast. Gene Ontology annotation, biological process: regulation of DNA-templated transcription; chloroplast organization. The record is from RefSeq and is a predicted model, not a curated record. Bases 66 to 1184 code for a protein of 372 amino acids. The transcript is spliced from 2 exons.